Molecule: messenger RNA, 4135 nt
Organism: Lytechinus variegatus (green sea urchin)
Lineage: Eukaryota; Metazoa; Echinodermata; Echinoidea; Temnopleuroida; Toxopneustidae
Gene: asah1
Product: acid ceramidase-like
Biological process (GO): fatty acid metabolic process
Cellular component (GO): lysosome
Molecular function (GO): N-acylsphingosine amidohydrolase activity; fatty acid amide hydrolase activity
Source: RefSeq, a predicted model, not a curated record
GACCUGUAAACAAUUGUCGAUCACAUGACACCGUGAACGAACCUACCGAAGUCGUUGAAUUUGACGAUCAUCAAGAUGGACGCAAAAAUUGUAUUAUUAGUGAAAUUUAGCAUUCUGUUCUUACUGUACAUCAGCCCGACGAAGGCCCAGGAAUUCCCACCGUUUACUGAGGACUGUCGUACUGAUGCCUACCCACCACCGGUCAACACCAAGGUUGGGACUUAUGUUCUAAAUCUGGACCAAGCACCAGAAGACAGAUGGACUGGACUCGUCAAACCAAUGGCAGACAAGAUGAAAAUAAUGAUUCAAGACAUCAAGGAUUUGGUUGGAAUCUUCGUCAAUGAGACAAAGGCUAUAAAUCUGGUGGAUGAACUUUUAGCUCCUCUUACUGAUACCUUUCCUGAACCAUACCAAGGAGAGCUCAGGGGUAUUGCUAAUGCUACAGGCAUCCCACUAGGUGAAGUUGUUCUCUAUAAUAUAUUCUAUGAAGUCUUCACUGUGUGCACUUCAUUGGUAGCCCAGGAUAAAACAGGAGAUUUAUUCCAUGCCAGGAAUUUGGACUUUGGACUCUUCCUUGGCUGGGAUGUAAAGAACCAAACGUGGGCCUUGACAGAGCGUCUGCGACCAUUGAUCAUCAAUGUAGAAUAUCAGCAGGGAGGAAAGACGGUUGCCAAGGGAGUUCACUUUGCAGGUUAUAUAGGAGUCAUCACCGGCAUGAAACCUGGUGUUCUGUCACUGUCCAUGAAUGAGAGAUUCCAGCUUGAGGGAGGUUUCAUUGGUAUCAUUGAGUGGAUCAUUGGUCAGCGUGAUGGUCAGUGGAUGGGGUUCGUGCUCAGGGAUGCAGUCGUCAAGGCAACAGACUUUAAUUCAACUCUGCAAUACCUGACAUCAGUUGAUCUGCUUGCUCCUGGCUACAUAAUUCUUGGUGGAAACUCGUCUGGAGAGGGCGCUAUCAUUACAAGAUCUGUUGGCACAAAGGCAGAUAAUGUCAAAAUGUUGGACCCUGCUCAUGGCACAUGGUAUCUUGUGGAAACAAACUAUGACAACUGGAAGAACCCGCCUUUCUUUGAUGACAGACGAGCACCAGCCACAAAAUGCAUGAACACAAUGAGUCAAGCAAAUGUGGGACUGAAAGGAAUUUUCAAUGUACUUUCCACCAAACCUGUCAGAAAUCUUUUAACAACCUACACAGCAUUGAUGCAUGUAAGAAACGGAACGUUGGACACCUAUCUACAAUACUGCCCUCAACCAUGCUUCCCCUGGUAAAUUAUCAUGAUGGAUGAUAAUUAACAUCAUUUGAAAUGCACUCUUUAUCAAGAAGCAUUGCACACACCAAAAAAAAAAAAAAGAAAUUUACUUAUUUUCAAUUUAUUUGAUGUUUGAAACCAUUUCACUCAUGAGGAGUGAAUUUCUUGCGUGUAUUAUUUCACGCAAAACCAUAGUCAGUCAGGUAUAACAAUUGGAGUGUCAUAAAUGAUUAUGCUAGACUAAAAUCACAUUUAAAUCCUUGUUGUGUGCAAUAUGACUUAUCUUCACAUUAGUAAGAUUAUUAUGCUCCAGGGAUGCAUACAAUCCUGUUAACAAGAUUGCAAAUUAUGUAAAGCACAUGAUGUGCACAUUAAUGCAUAUGCAUUAUUUUAACCCGUUUGUGUAUGAGCAGGAAAUUCCAUCUGAAUAGAAUAUUUUCUUAGGCUCAAAAUGGCUGGAAAAGUAAUUCCCGGGAGUGAUUCCUCAUGCGUAAUCAUGUACCUUUGAUGCAAUCUUUAUUCCUGAGCAUAGUCUCUCCAUUUUGUUUGUGAUUUUUUUUAAAAUAAAUUAAUAUUACAUCUUGAAGGUGUAGUUUGGGCAUUGUCUCAACUAGGGAGCACGAAUAGGAUUAAGUACACAUUGCCUGUAUGUCAAACAGUCUGCAAUAUAUGGGUAUUGUUGCAUCAGUACUUAUUAGGCUUACUUACAUAUCUUCAUAUAUAUUCUUAAUAGAAUAUGAACAGAAAUUAUUUGGAAAUGGGUUUGUGAUGAUUUUAUGUUAUCUUUUAGUAUGUACAAUGAUCUCGUCUUUCAAAUUUGGCAAAUCUCUUCCAAUUGAGUGUUGGUUUUGUAAUGAUUGUGUUGUUUUUCAAUGUGCCAUAGUCUUCAUAUGUCAUAGCAUAGUGUUAACACUAACUAGGUCAGGAGGGUGGUCCCUACCCUCUGCCAAGGGUGCACAAAUUCUAAAAUAGCCCGGCCUAGUUAGCGUUAACUUUGCAAUUAAUUUUAAUUGAAUUAGAUUGUGUUGUUUCUAUUAUAGUCUUUGUAGUGUUAUCAUGCAAUUUUUGUAUACUUCAUAUUUGAAUUGUAUUAUGUCUUUGAAUUUUAGGACUUUGUAGCUGUUUAUGGAAGGAGUGGAUAAUUUGAAUAAAAUUAUGUAUAACAGCAAGUUCUGUUUGGAAAGGUCUCAUUUGCAAAUAAUAUAUAGCUUUAUGCUAAUGUUCUAUUUGUGAAUGAUGUAAUAGUUUAAUUAUUAUUCCCUGUUUCAAUAUUUUUCAAUAUUUUUCUCUUCUUCUAUUACAAGCAUACAAGGAAAUGAAUUCAAUCCCUCAGAUGACAUGUAGCGAUUAUUUGAUGGUUUCUUACAUAACUUUUUGGCAAUUAUCGAGUUUCAAAUUAUUGGUACAUAUAGUUUUAUGCUGUCUCACCCAUCGAUAUCUAUAAGCUUUAUGGAGUUCGUUGUGCGCGGCCACUUGCAUGAUGUUGGGGCAAAGAAAAAGUACCUGAAGUACACAAUGAACAGUACAUGCGGCCAUACUGGAUUGUAACUUUAAAAAGUCCAGCUCCAACCUUAUGUUAACUGGAUUGUAACUUAAAAAGUCCAGCUCCAAAGGAGCUGUUUUUGUGGAUUAAGGCAACCAGUAAAGCAUUUUAAUGCAUAAUUUUGAUGUCUAUAUUUGAUCUCUCAUGCCUUGUAAUGGAUAGUUCAUUUUAUGGCAUAGGUCCUGGUUUGAAUCAAUACUCAUGUUCUUUCACUCCACAGCCUAAACAUAAAAAAAACAAGAAGGAAAUCUUUCAAACUAAAUAUCUCAUGUUCAUGGUCUAUCUUAUUCACCCUAUAUUCCACUAUGUUAUUACAUAUAAGUAAGUUACUAAGGAUCUGUAUCUCAAAAAUUUUCAUUCUAUGUUAUAAAAAAUAAUUUUAAAGUGUUAAUAUGAUAGUAGGAUACAUUUAAGAAUUUUGAACUAUUUUUAUCAUGAUAUGUUGAUGUUGUUUGGUUUUAAAAUGUACAUUAGUUGACUUAUUGAUGUUAUUUAUGAUUAUGAAGAAAAUAUAUAUAUUGAUAGUACCUAUGCAUAUGGUCAUAAUAAAUUGCCAUAUGAAAAUGGUAGUUAACAUGACAAUUUACAUGUUCAAUUGUUAGAUAUGUUUUUAUGAUGAUCCAUAGUGCAAAUAUGGUCAGCGGGAAGCGGAGAAAUACUCUACAAGAUGAAGAACUAUAUUUGAUGAGUCGGAGACGAAUCAAAAUUUUGUUGUUCAGCGAGAAAAUUGGUCAUCCAAUAUAAUUAUUAUUAUUUAGAUACCCCCACAAAGCUAAACAUAAAUUGAUAAAGCAAAAAAAAAUUGUUAAAUCACCAUUUAAUGUCAAUCCUGUAAAUCAUGAGCAUGGCAUUUUUUAAAAAAGAAAUCUCUCUAAAGAUGAGCUAGCGUAAAGUGCAGGCGCAUUUGAAUUCAGUGAAUUGAUGCUCUUUUGCCACACCUCAUGGCAACUAAUACGCAAUGCAAUAGCUUCAUGCUCACAAUCAUUUAUUAACCAAUGAUUAUCUUGUGGGCGGAGCAAAAUAUUCAUUUCAUCCAAUAUGGAAAAUAUUGGAUUGUUUUCAUAGGCAUACACGUUAAAAAUCAGUUUCAACAUUUUGUCUCUUUAAAACCUCGCAAGACGUCAAAAAAUAUCUGCGCCUCUAAAACCCUAUAUCUAAAUAAUGAUGAUUGAUAUCCCUGAUAAUCAAUGAAUUUAGUAGGCUUUGGUAAUCAUAUCAUGAUUGUCAAUAUUUUGAAUAAUUCAACUGAAUUGAAACAAUGCUGCAUUGGUGUCCAUUUUUAUGUAUAUCUUUGUCAUAUUGAAGUGCAAGCAAAUUAAAGCAGUUUGAUAACUUUUAAAUUGAA